AUGCCAUUACCGAAGAAACCCACAGCGGACUCAGACUGCUCGCUGCUGCAACAGCUGUACAACAAUGGCUAUGAGGUGGCAAGCCACACGCUGACUCACCAGAGAAUGAACGAGUACAGUCGGGAACAGGUGGUGGCGGAAGUGGCUGGCGGCCGCGCCAUGCUGGCCGCCACAUGCGGCAUCCCCGAUGGAGACAUCGUUGGCUUUCGGGCACCCUUCCUGCAAAGCCGCCCCACCCUGCGCCAGGUGCUGCAUGGGGCGGGAGGUUUCCUGUAUGACAGCAGCCUGCUGGAGGAGGCAGAGGGCUCCAUCGCCCGUGGCCUGGCCGCCCGGGUGUGGCCAUACAGCAUGGACGGCGGUAUCCCACAAGACUGCUCGCGGUGGUCCCCGGCACAGGAAUGCAACCAGCGGGAGCGCUACCCAGGCCUCUUCCAGGUCCCGGUGUGGGUUGCUCAGGACUGGGCUAAGGACAGUCGCGGCGCGUACAAGAUCCUGAAGUCCAGCUUCGAUGCUGCGUAUGAGGGCAACCGUGCACCGCUCCCAAUCUUCAUUCACACCUCCUGGUUCGAAGACCACCUGGACGGCAUGCUGCAGUUCAUCGAUUACGUUCAGAGCAAGCCGCACGCCUACUUUGUUACCAUGCGGCAGCUGCUGGCCUGGAUGCAACGCCCCGUGCCCGCUGGCCAGCUCACCCCAGCCGCGCUGGCGCAAGGAGCAGGAGAUAGCAGGGGGCCAGUCAGCACUGCCUCCACUCCCAGCGCCAGCUGGGAACCAGCCACUGGCAGUGCCGAGGCCAGCCCCGCCGCCAGCAGCAGCGCGAUCAAUGUGGUGGCGGUAGCGGGCGGUGUGGCGGGCGGCGUGGUCGCCACGCUGCUCCUCACCACCACGGCUUGCUUCAUGGUGAAGCGGCGGCAGGAACGGGACCGCUCCGCAGCAGCCGGCGGCGCGGGAUUGCCCCAGGGCCCGCACCAGGGCGGCGUCACAGCGCACAUCAGUGGCAGCGCGGCAGCAGGGAUGGGUGUCAAGACACGCGCUGCCAGGCUUGCAGAGGAAGACAGCGCCUACAGCAGCUCGCCACGUUUCAUGCUUACACCCCGCACACGCAUAGGCGACAUGGCUUGA
Molecule: messenger RNA, 1122 nt
Organism: Chlorella variabilis
Lineage: Eukaryota; Viridiplantae; Chlorophyta; Trebouxiophyceae; Chlorellales; Chlorellaceae
Exons: 8
Coding region: 1-1122 (373 amino acids)
Biological process (GO): carbohydrate metabolic process
Molecular function (GO): hydrolase activity, acting on carbon-nitrogen (but not peptide) bonds
Source: RefSeq, a predicted model, not a curated record